AUGUUAAAAAAUGGCAUCAAAAUUAAAAAUAUUAAAAAUUAUCCGUACUUUACGAGACUUUUAAGAGGUCCUGAGCCUCAAGGGUUUGCUUUUGCUAAGGGCUUUCAUAGCGGUUCAGUAACAAAAGAAAACAAGGAGAACGAUCGUUUUAUCAUUUUAGAACCUAAGCGGGAAAGAGUUUCUUCCAAAAAACGUGGAGAUGUUCCUUCAGUGACUCAUAAGUUUGUUGAAUCGAUGGCAUCAGAACUUUUAAGAGAACCAGGGAACGAAGAGUCUAUAACUGAAUUACGCCGAGCUUUGGAGUCUUUAAAACCAAAAGAAAAAGAAAUAUCGUUGGCUAGAUUUUCUCAACUUGAAAAAGUCUUGGAUAAGUCAUUUCGAGUGCAGCAGCUUCGAAAACUUGUUGAAUCUAUAACGCUUAAGGGAGUGGGAAAACGAAAUAAAAUAUCAUUAAUCAAGUACUUUCUACAAGAUCACUGGAAGCUCGAAGUUAAGACAUCAAUUGAGGAUGAUUUAGUGAAAGAAUUGGAUUUACAGGUCAGCCCAGUUGGCAUGUUUUUCUUGCUAUUAGAUAAGGCAGCCGAUGUCAAAAACCUGUCAAUGGUGCAUGAUUGUCAUGUUUUCUUCAACGUUUCAGAUUACCGUAUUCGCAUUCAGGGAAAGAAGAAAGCUGCCGAAAGUAUGAAGGAUAAUGUUUUUAAUCGCCUGAACCAAAUACAAGCGGCUUCCUUCCAGUUUCCGGAAGUUUUAGUAUCGUUGGUCAAAGAAAACCUUAAGGAAUUUUCUCAAAAAACCAACGCCUUUCUUGAACCUCGGAACAAAAGUGAAUUGAAAAUCAGUUCCAUUCUUGAAGACGGAAGAACUUUUGAAGAUAUUAAGAGGACGUUAUAUGCAUUGGUGAAUGGAUUUUUUUGUGGAGAUAGGUUUUAUUCUAUGGUUCCGUCGAACAAGUUGAAUAAUAAUGUUAGCCCUAGGAACAAUGCAUUUUCUAUGCCAUGGUUUACAAAAAAUAACAAUACUUGGAAGAGGUGGAUGAAAGAUAUUGGAUAUUCAUGGAAUACGAGUAUUCAAAGAAGCGAUUCUUUUGAAAACUUCUCAACAAUUCUUCCAACUUUCGCAUCUACUCCUGCGACCACACCUUUUGAUGAUACCUUGAUUACUCCUCUGAUUGCUCAAAAAAACAACGAAUACGUACCAAUCAGUUCUUAUAUAAAAGAGUAUGAAGGUAAUUUUUUGUUGGAAAAAGAAAUGCAAAAACAAUCUUUUUCUAAUACGAAUAAUAUGCCUAUUGACUAUUCCUUAAAAGCAACAUUUGGACACUCUUUAUUCCAUAGCAAAUACGUUUCCUCGAAAGAAAGCGGAUUGCAUUCGUUAGCCGUUUCAAAAGGGACUAAUGGAAAUGCUUAUAACAUUUUUAUUCCCGGUAUACCCAAUCUCUUAUCGACACUUUUCCAUACAUUAUCUAAAGAAGAGUUGCUUCACUGCGAGACCUUUUACAAUAGAAAAUUAGUAUUUCUUCCAACCGCCGAAUCGAAUCACCUUAAUAAUCACCGAUGUUUAGAAAUGGCGUUCACAUCUCCAAAUAAAGAUGAUGGUUUAGAAAGGCAGGAAAAACACUUGGUUAUGGGAAAUGAUCAUAAAAGCCAGAUUCUUUUACCAAUGCACUUUGUUGACCUAUUAAUGAGUUCCUGCAGUCGUCAAACAAUCCCUUGGGAAGGCUCGUUUGACGACUAUGCUGCCCAAUGUUUUCCAUACUUAAGUACGAAACAAUUCCAUAAAUGUCCCAAGCGAUUUCUCUUUUCAUCUCCCCAGGGGGAUUUGCAGCAGGAUUUUUACUUGCAAACUUAUGAAAAGCGCGAAUGCAAAAAAUUCAAAUGGGGGACUUCAGAGUUACUAUGUUCCUACGUUAUGUCGCCAUAUUUUACUGGAACAGUUUUGGAAGUAGAAGGAGAUUCUUCUAUUGAAGACUUUUUAAGAGAUAUUUGGAAACUUGUGGAUCUUUACGAAGUUCCAAAUUAA
Molecule: messenger RNA, 2019 nt
Organism: Schizosaccharomyces osmophilus
Lineage: Eukaryota; Fungi; Ascomycota; Schizosaccharomycetes; Schizosaccharomycetales; Schizosaccharomycetaceae
Gene: sls1
Product: mitochondrial inner membrane protein Sls1
Exons: 1
Coding region: 1-2019 (672 amino acids)
Cellular component (GO): mitochondrial inner membrane
Source: RefSeq, a predicted model, not a curated record